AUGUGGCUUCCAAAGAAAAAAGAAAUAGAGAAGACAGAAGGAAAUGGGAUAGUUGCAGUUGCCGUUAACAAUGACAAAGGGAGCCAACAAGCUCUCAAAUGGGCUACUGACCAUCUUCUUUCCAAGGGCGAAACUCUCGUUCUAAUCCAUGUUGUUAAAAGAGCAUCCUCAUCUGCAUCUGUUAUGACUUUUGUAUGUACAGAUGGGGGAAAACGUGCUGCCAUUUGUGAUAGCAACGAAAAAACUGCCUCACUGCACAGACAACAACUUGAGCAGCAAAAUAGGGAUAUAUUCUUUACCUACCACUGCUACUGUACUCGUAAAUAUAUACACUGCCUCGAUGUCUUACUCGAAGACACAGAUAUAGGAAAAGCAUUAACAGACUAUGUUGCCCAUGCUGCAAUAGAGAAGUUGGUUCUUGGUGCUCCGCGGCAUGGAUUUUUGAGAUUCAAGUCAUCAAGCAUUCCAAGCACUGUAUCAAAAGGGGCACCAGAUUUCUGCUCCGUAUAUGUGAUCCCAAAAGGGAUCCACCUCUCUUCAGUGCGAAAAGCAUCUCGUCCAGCCCCCCAUACUUCCCCACUACUUGAACAUAUUAAGAAACUAAGUGCCAAAAGCAUUGAAACUUCUGCCACUCUCUCCAAACUUACAAUGAACUUAAGAGGUUUGCGCAGCUUGAAAUUUGAAUGCCAUUUCCUUUCAUUACAUGACUGGCCUCAUUAUUAUGGUGAACACAGGCAGCCCUUCACAAAAGGAGGAAGAGGGAAGAAUUCAAAGGCCUAUUCGGAAAUUCUAGAAUCAGAUAAUGAUAUAUCAUUUAUAAGCAGUGAGAAGCCAAGCACUGAAAAGAUGUUUCCUACAGUCUUCAAUUUUACUGAUUCAGGCCAAACCUCUCAGCUUUCAACUCAAUCAAUCUAUUUAGAUUCCAAGGUCAAUGACCUCAGUCGUUUGGAUUAUUUCUCAUCAAGUUCACAGGAGAGUGGUAGAACAUCUUGUUCAGGGUCAUCCCAAAAUUUGGAUGAUGAGGAAGCUAAGAUGAGGAGACUGAAGCUGCAGCUGAAGCAAAAAAUGGACAUGUACAGUGCUGCAUCCAGAGAGGCAUUUAAAGCAAAUCAAAAGGCAAUGGAGCAUCAUUGGAAACUUGCAGAAGAGUGGAAGUUAGAUGAGGUAAGACUAGGAGAGGAAGCUGCACUGUCAAUAGCAGAGAAAGAGAGAGCUAGGUCCAAGGCAGCUCCAAAGAGGAUUGCAGAGUUGGGGACACAAAAAAGAGCAAAUGAAAAAAUCAAAGCCCACAAAGAAGCAGAGCAAGCUAGGUGGGCAUUGGAUAAUCUAGCCCAAAGUGAUCUCAAAUACAGGAGAUACACAAUUGAGGAGAUUGAGAAGGCAACAAAUUUCUUUUCUGAAUCUCUUAAGAUUGGGGAAGGAGGUUAUGGCACUGUGUAUAGGUGUUACCUUGAUCAUACACCAGUCGCAGUCAAGGUUUUACAUCCAGAUGCUGCUCAAGGGAGAUCACAAUUUCUGCGAGAGGUAGACAUACUUGGCUGUAUAAGACAUCCCAAUAUGGUACUCCUUCUAGGAUCCUGUCCCGAGUUUGGCAUCCUAGUCUAUGAAUACAUGGCUAAUGGAAGUUUAGAUGACUGUCUCUUCCGGGAAGGAAACACUCCAGCCCUCUCUUGGCAACUCAGGUUCCGAAUUGCUGCAGAAAUUGCCACAGGCCUGCUCUUCCUCCAUCAGACCAAGCCAGAGCCAGUACUGCACUGUGACCUCAAGCCAGGAAACAUUUUGCUAGGCCACAACUACGUCAGUAAGAUUAGUGAUGCUGGAUUGGCCAGGUUCGUACCUGCUGUAGAUGAAAAUGUAACAGAGUUCCACACGACCUCAACAGUUGGAACCUUCUGCUAUAUUGAUCCAGAAUAUCAACAAACAGGAAUGCUUGAUGUAAAGUCUGAUAUCUACUCCCUAGGAAUCAUGCUUCUGCAGUUGAUAACAGCCAAGCCACCAAUGGGCCUGGCUUACAUUGUUGAACAGUCUAUUGAGAACGGUUCAUUCACAGAGAUGCUAGACCCAGCUGUGCUUGAUUGGCCAGUUGAAGAAGCAUUGUGCUUUGCAAAGCUAGCACUCCAAUGUGCAGAACUCAGACGGAAAGACCGGCCAGAUCUUUGCAAGGAAGUAUUGCCAGAGCUCAGUAGACUGAGAGAACUAGCUGAAGAAAAGAUGAACUAUAUCCUCUAACACAGCAGUU
Quercus robur (English oak) is the source of this 2239-nucleotide messenger RNA. Its product is annotated as U-box domain-containing protein 35-like. Bases 1 to 2229 code for a protein of 742 amino acids. Lineage: Eukaryota; Viridiplantae; Streptophyta; Magnoliopsida; Fagales; Fagaceae. Gene Ontology annotation, biological process: protein phosphorylation. The record is from RefSeq and is a predicted model, not a curated record. Gene Ontology annotation, molecular function: ATP binding; protein kinase activity. The transcript has 8 exons.